AUGGCGAUUGUUUCCUCCUGCUUCGUUCUUGCCAUCAGCGUCUACGUCGCCCUUUACGGUCUCGAGUUUGACAACGGCAUCCUCCGCCGAUUCCAGAUCGAGUUUGAAGAUCCUAAGGUGAAUCGAACCGGCCAAAAGUUCUCGGAGGAAAGUCCCAUGUCCAUGCGUGUGACUAUUCCCAGAUCGACGAUGGAUCAUUCAAGCUCUGUUUUAAAAGACGACUUCUAUCGUCACUCAUGCCCCUCCGCCCAGAGAUUGAUUCGCAAGGAAAUUCGAAGAAUCUACCAUGCCAGACCUAGCAUAGCUCCGUCUCUCAUCCGCCUCCUCUUUCACGAUUGCUUUAUCGAGGGCUGUGAUGCAUCAGUCCUGUUAGACACGGAUGAAUCUCAAACUUCAUCUAAGUUAGUGGAAUUUUUCUUAGUCCUUCUGGACUCAGAUGGAUCGAUUACGUCUGAGAAAGAGGCAGCUCCGAACCUUUCAUUGAAAGGAUUUGAUGUGAUUGACACCAUUAAGUCUAUACUAGAGAACGUCUGUCCUGGAGUUGUUUCAUGCGCUGACAUCAUUGUUUUAGCUGCUCGAGAAUCGGUCAAAGUGGCUGGUGGUCCUCGAUACCAUCUGAAAACUGGAAGAAAAGAUAGUUUAUUGGCCUUCAAGGAUAAAGCAGAACUACAGCUUCCGUCACCACACGCUAAUCUCUCGGAAAUUCUUGCAAGCUUCUAUUCUAGAGGGUUUACCACCCGAGAAAUGGUGUGCUUGUCUGGAGCUCACAGCAUAGGCAUUACCCACUGCACAUUCUUUGAGGACCGGCUAUACAACUUCUCGGGAACUGGCAAGCCUGAUCCUGAACUCAAUACAGGGUUCCUCCAAGAACUGAAAACAAAGUGCCCCUUCUCUGGAUCAGCUGCAUCUCCUUCUCCAUCUCCGUGCCCUGGUUUAGCAGCGUCAUUACCUGCAUCCCAUAGUUUGAGCUCUGGAAAGAAGAAUGCUACUGGAGUGAUCGACUUAAGCUUCAACAAUGAAGGUGGAGAAGCUGAAUUUGGUGUACGCUACUACAAAAGACUGAUGCAGAAGAAAGGAGUACUAUUUUCUGACCAUCAACUCAUGGGAAGUGAAGAGAGCCUGCGAUGGGUCAGAGCAUACGCAUCUGAUCCACAGUUGUUCCGACAGGAUUUUGUGUCCUCAAUGGCGAAGCUAUCAAGCCAUGGUGUGUUAACGGGUGCGCUUGGAGAAGUUAGAAGGAGUUGCUCGAAGAGUUCACUAAAGAAAGAGCACACUGAGGGAAAUUAA
This is a messenger RNA of Thlaspi arvense, 1287 nucleotides long. NCBI's taxonomy places the organism in Eukaryota, Viridiplantae, Streptophyta, Magnoliopsida, Brassicales, Brassicaceae. The record is from the annotation of a GenBank genome assembly.